Messenger RNA from Amorphotheca resinae ATCC 22711, 879 nucleotides. RefSeq lists its product as hypothetical. Bases 1 to 879 code for a protein of 292 amino acids. The record is from RefSeq and is a predicted model, not a curated record. The transcript is spliced from 2 exons. NCBI's taxonomy places the organism in Eukaryota, Fungi, Ascomycota, Leotiomycetes, Helotiales, Amorphothecaceae.
AUGUCUCGGCAGGAAGAAGUUGAGUUUACAACGAUUGAUGGCCUCAAGUUACAAGGUCGCCUCUACUUAGCUACAGGACAUGGACCGGCCGUCAUCUUGACACCAGGUUUUGCAUGUGUUAAGGAGAUGUUUGUGCCCGAGGUCGCGGAGGCUUUUCAAGCGGCUAAUAUUACGGCCCUCAUAUACGAUCCGCGUUCGACUGGAGCCAGCGAAGGUCUUCCACGACAACAUAUCCACCCGCAAAAGCAAAUCGAGGACUACUCUGACGCUCUCACCUUUUUGAGCCGCCACCCCCUCGUAGAUGAGACUCGGAUUGGCUUCUGGGGAUUCUCAUUUGCCGCCAUCGUUGCCUUGAACUCAGCGGCGCUGGACAAACGAGCGAAGUUCGUGAUAUCAGUCUGUCCACUGACAGAUUUUACCUUUGGCGGCAGGAAAUCAAAAGUUCUGGCAAAGACGAUGAAAGACAGGGCAUCACAAGCUCAAGGAAACCCACCUUUUUGCCUCCCAGUUCUGACGGAGGCUGGCGAGAACCCAGUAGGCUUUGGGGUUGGAACGGCCAAGGAGGACUUUUCUCUCAUAUUGAAUGCAGAGAAAUCAGCACCAAAUUAUCGCAAUAGUACAACAUUGCAGUCUUACUAUCACAUCGCGGCAUGGCAACCCUUUGGCUUGCUACCCGAAAUAGCACCCACGUCAGUCUUGAUGUUGACCCCUGAAAACGAUCAGAUUAGUCUGGCUGAAAACCAGAAAAAGAUAUUUGAUAGCAUACUGGCGCCGAAGAAGAGACACGUUGAACCAAACAAAGGCCACAUGGAUAUUCUUUCAGGGGAAAGUUUUCCGGUUCUUAUGAAGACCCAGAUUGACUUCUUGAAGGAACUCUAG